This is a messenger RNA of Nanorana parkeri, 1304 nucleotides long. It is a transcript of the gene PPP1CB, whose product is annotated as protein phosphatase 1 catalytic subunit beta. The record is from RefSeq and is a predicted model, not a curated record. Gene Ontology annotation, biological process: circadian regulation of gene expression; regulation of circadian rhythm. Gene Ontology annotation, molecular function: protein serine/threonine phosphatase activity. Lineage: Eukaryota; Metazoa; Chordata; Amphibia; Anura; Dicroglossidae. Gene Ontology annotation, cellular component: cytoplasm; nucleus. Bases 99 to 1082 code for a protein of 327 amino acids. The transcript is spliced from 8 exons.
UGCACGGAAUGGGCUCCUCCCGCGGGGCGUGAGCCUGUCGUGUUGUGACGCAGCUCCGCCCGACUAGUCCUGCUCGGCUGUUCUGAGGGAAGCGCAAAAUGGCGGACGGAGAGCUGAACGUGGACAGCCUGAUCAGCCGCCUGCUGGAGGUGCGAGGAUGUCGCCCUGGAAAGAUUGUCCAGAUGACGGAGGCAGAAGUACGAGGCCUGUGUAUAAAAUCUCGUGAGAUCUUCCUCAGUCAGCCCAUACUGUUGGAGCUGGAAGCCCCACUGAAGAUUUGUGGUGACAUCCAUGGGCAGUACACAGACUUACUCCGGUUGUUUGAAUAUGGGGGCUUCCCGCCAGAAGCCAAUUACCUUUUCCUGGGAGAUUAUGUGGACAGAGGGAAGCAAUCACUGGAGACCAUCUGUCUGCUUCUGGCAUAUAAAAUCAAAUAUCCCGAGAACUUCUUCCUGCUUCGAGGAAACCACGAGUGCGCGAGCAUCAACCGGAUCUAUGGCUUCUACGAUGAAUGCAAACGGAGGUUUAAUAUAAAGCUGUGGAAGACCUUCACCGACUGCUUCAACUGCCUGCCGAUUGCCGCCAUCGUGGAUGAGAAGAUCUUCUGUUGCCAUGGAGGACUUUCUCCUGAUCUGCAGUCCAUGGAACAGAUCCGCAGAAUCAUGAGGCCCACAGAUGUCCCUGACACAGGAUUACUAUGUGACUUGUUGUGGUCGGACCCCGAUAAAGAUGUACAAGGCUGGGGGGAGAAUGACCGUGGUGUCUCCUUUACCUUUGGGGCAGACGUAGUCAGCAAAUUCUUGAAUCGACACGACCUGGAUCUGAUUUGUCGAGCUCAUCAGGUAGUAGAAGAUGGUUAUGAAUUCUUUGCCAAGCGGCAGCUGGUCACCCUGUUUUCUGCUCCGAACUACUGCGGGGAAUUUGAUAAUGCCGGAGGCAUGAUGAGUGUGGAUGAAACCUUGAUGUGCUCCUUCCAGAUCUUGAAGCCAUCGGAAAAGAAAGCAAAGUACCAGUACGGCGGGCUGAACUCCGGCCGCCCAGUGACGCCCCCUCGGACAGCGAACCCACCGAAGAAGAGGUGAAGAUCAUAUCCUCCCGAAGACACGACACCCUGAUCCCCAUCAAAACAAGACUCCACCUUAUAUUAAACGUGUGCACUGUUUAACAUCACCUAGCCAUUCUGACCCUCCUUAAAAAUGUCACGCGCGUUUACCUUACACGAGACAGGUCAAAGAUUCCAGAAAGUUUUAAUCUGCUUCACUCCCCUCCCCCAAUACAAGUCUAGUAUGCGCAGCUAGAAAUAA